UGGUAACCUAUAGGCUUGAUUAUUAUGCAGUCAGCUAGACUCUGUAAUAGAGACAUCAGAAGGGAACAGAGAGGGGGGCUUGUCGAUACGGAUCAUUCAGUCUUGUUCAGUCCCUUUCAAUCUCCAAGCAUUCUGCUAAGGACCAGCUCAGAUCGGAGGUGACAGGUGAUCAGCUGGUCUGUCUGUCUGUCUGUGUCGGACGCCAGUAGUGGAUGAUCUCAGGCAGGCUUUUAUUCCCACGGCGGUGAGGCUGGACGGAUAAAUGCACCAUGGCGCUGGAACCGGACGGGAACAAGCUGCUGCUGCAAGACGUACUGGCAAGACCCGGCAACGAUACAUGCGCGGACUGCGGCAAUCCAGAGCCGGAUUGGGCGUCGCUGACUUUGGGUGUGUUUGUUUGCCAGGCCUGUUCGCUCCUUCACCGGAACAUCCCUGACAUCAGCCGGGUCAAGUCUGUCCAGGACACGUGGGAUGCCAGUGAGGUGGAGUUAAUUGCUGAAUUGGGCAACAAUGCAGCCAAGGCUAAAUAUGAGCAGAAGGUUCCUGCUUUUUACUACAGACCAACACACACUGACUGCAAGCUGCUGAGGGAGCAAUGGAUCAGAGCCAAGUAUGAAAGAAAUGAGUUUGAGUUUAUUGAGAAGCAGGAGCCUUACUCUGCAGGGUACCGAGAGGGGUUUCUAUGGAAACGGGGAAGAGACAAUGGUCAGUUCCUGAGUCGAAAGUUUGUCUUGUCAGAGAGGGAAGGAGCGCUCAAAUACUUCAACAAGCAGGAUGCCAGGGAUCCCAAGGCUAUAAUGAAAAUUGAAACCCUCAACGCCACCUUCCAGCCAGCCAAGAUUGGUAAUCCCUGUGGCCUGCAGAUCACCUACUUGAAAGACAACAGCACAAGGAAUAUCUUUGUCUACCACAGUGAUGCUAAGGAGAUGGUCGACUGGUUCAACGCUAUCAGAGCGGCGAGGUUCCACUACCUGCAGGUGGCCUUCCCCGGAGCAAGUGAUGAAGAGCUGGUGCCAAAACUGACCCGAAACUUUAUGAAAGAAGGCUUCAUGGAGAAAACUGGUCCAAAGCACACAGAGGGCUUCAAAAAGAGGUGGUUCACCAUGGACGACAGGCGGCUCAUGUAUUUCAAAGACCCUCUGGAUGCCUACGCUCGAGGUGAGGUGUUUAUCGGCAGCAAAGAGAAUAGCUACACCGUCCUGUCUGGCCUGCCUCUGUCCACACAAGGCUACCACUGGAACCAUGGCAUCACCAUUGUCACACCAGACAGGAAGUUCCUCUUCGCCUGCGAGACUGAGGCUGAGCAACGGGAUUGGAUAGCUGCCUUCCAGAGAGUCAUCAACAGGCCAAUGCACCCACAAGAAUAUGCAGUGGAGGCCCACUUUAAACACAAGCCUUGAAGACUGCUGGAAGUCAAAACUCAAGCAGACCGACCCGGUGUCAUUCAAAUCCGAGACAGCCCCUGCAGCGUGUGACAACCGACCACGAUGGGGUGGGGUUGGGGGUCAGGAAAGGUUUUGGAACAGGAAAGAUGAGAAAACCACAGAGGGACUCCAAUCUAUCUGUGUGUGUAGAAGACUCUAAGGGUUCUCGUGGUGAGAUCCGAGAACAAAGGGUAGAUGAUGUCAUCCCUAUUGGGCCUACCAACCUUGUGCUGUACAUUAUCAUACCCGACCCCCUCCUCUCCCCUGCAACAAGCUCCUCUCUACCCUGAAUUUUGUCUUGUGAAUGGUUCAUUCUGCCUGUAAUCUAAUGUAAUUAUGUAAUCUAGAGUCAUUUCACUGGUUGCUUAACAAAGACAGUGCAUUGUUAAUUUAUUGAAUGUACAGUUUUGAUGACAGUGGCUUACUGUGCGUGUGGAAUUGUGAUGUUUUCAUUGAGGAUGCUGUGAGGUCACCAAAACCCUGGUAAACCUGAAUCUACAAAGUGCUGUUAACAACAAAUAUACAUCCAAAACUCGCACACAAACUCUCAGUGAACACCGCCGCUUGUUAACACAGCCGGAGCAGGCUGACCUGCAUCCAGGCAGGGUUCUUUUAAAACCUCAAUCUGACAGCUGUUCUCUUAUUUAUUUGUACUGUCUAUCAUACCAAGUCAUCGUAGACGUAAUUAUUGCUGCUUUCAAGGAUUGUAAAGUGACAGGAUUGUAACUGAUAGACCACUUCUACCACUGUUUAAUUUCCUUGCAUCUUUUUUUAAAGACACAUUGUUGUUUUGAUCCUUACAAUCAUAGUGAGAGUUUAUUUCAUUAUGAAAAUCCUAACAUCAAUACAGAUGAGCCUGGAUUAUC
Melanotaenia boesemani (Boeseman's rainbowfish) is the source of this 2290-nucleotide messenger RNA. RefSeq names its product arf-GAP with dual PH domain-containing protein 1. Gene Ontology annotation, biological process: positive regulation of GTPase activity. Bases 270 to 1400 code for a protein of 376 amino acids. Lineage: Eukaryota; Metazoa; Chordata; Actinopteri; Atheriniformes; Melanotaeniidae. The record is from RefSeq and is a predicted model, not a curated record. The transcript has 11 exons. Gene Ontology annotation, cellular component: plasma membrane; intracellular membrane-bounded organelle. Gene Ontology annotation, molecular function: phosphatidylinositol bisphosphate binding; GTPase activator activity.